This is a messenger RNA of Mya arenaria, 1899 nucleotides long. RefSeq lists its product as uncharacterized. The record is from RefSeq and is a predicted model, not a curated record. Bases 34 to 666 code for a protein of 210 amino acids. The transcript is spliced from 6 exons. Lineage: Eukaryota; Metazoa; Mollusca; Bivalvia; Myida; Myidae.
GCGCAGAAACUGGCGGGAGAGUUUGACUUAAAAAUGGCAAAAAUUAAGGUAACAAAAAGAAAUCAAACAGCCCAGAAACCACCAGCCAAAACUACCAGAACGAAAAGAUACAAAGUUACAACUGGACAGAAGGCAGUCAGCAGACGUUCAGAUCCAACAAGGAAAGCUUCUACCACAACAACACAAGUAAAUAUCCGAGAGAAUGUCUACUCCACAUACAAAAAGAAACUGGUGAAGGGUUGGAAGCCGCUGGAGAAAUCACUGAAGGAACACCUUGAUCAUUUGAUAGACAGUACUGUUAAGUUGGUGAAAAGCAGGUCUCAGUUUUCCAGGAACGACAAUGUUCAUCGUAAAAUGAACGAUGUUGGUAGAUUGUUGAAUGCAGAACUAGCCAAGUUGAAGGUACCCAGGAGCAAUUAUGGAAGCGUGAGGUCGCUGCACAAGACAGUGGGAGAGCUGGAGUCCAUGGUGGGGAGGCACGGGGAACAACAACAGGAGCUUAAGGCAGCCAUCAGACAGGAAGAGAGGAAACUAGAGGCCCUGGAAGAGGUCAGUGACUCCACAAACAAGCUGAAAUUGUGCAUACAGGUACCAAGUAACAAACUACAUCUGCCUAGCUUACCUGGCUUACAUACCUCACUGCAACAGCAGGAGAACACAGGGUGAUGGACAGGUGGAUUAGAUGUUCUAAACAUUAUUUUAGUGACACGAAAAGGCAGAGCCUCAUUUGUCUAGGAGGCAAAUUCUCUUUGAACUAACACACAUACCAGUACAUUUAAUCUCUGGCUAUGUAACUGUAAUCGUUUAUUGCUACAUGUUUUUUUUUAAACUCUUUAAGUUUUGAAGACAUUGAGAUUUUGUCAAAGAGCUGGUGUUACUGGCAGCAGCAGUAGUGUAUAAACCUUUUUUUUUGAUAAUAACUCAAAAUCUGUUGAUAAUAUCCACAUGCACAUACUAUGUCAUGUUGCUUAUGGCUAAUAUGUGUGAGUACUGUUGUGUUAUACCUCUGUAAAGUGACCAUCAAGAAAAAAAUGACAAAUAUUGGUCUCAUGUGGACAAGCAUUGGCAGCCACUGAUAGACUAACAUUGGCAUCCACUGAUAGACUAACAUUGGCAUGCACUGGCAGACGAACAUAGAAUCCAAGGUAGACAAACAUUGGCAUCCACAGGAGGUAACCAUUUGGCAUACACUGGCAGUGUUUUUGUCUUCACAAAUGUCACCAUAAAGAAGUGACUCAAAUGACUUAAGGCAUCUUGCCCCAAUUUCUCUAAAGAUCUUAAGCAUAACAGGUUUAAGUAUCAUAUAUCAUUUUUAAUAGCCAAGUCACUUGCUUAAACUUGGUUUUGAGUUUAUCAUAACUUUCAUUGACAUACUUUUCAAUAACACAUAACAAUAAAAGGUGAGCAUACUUAAUCCUGUUAUACGGGACCUAAGAUUGUUAGAGAGGUCAGUUGUGAAUUCCUAGGCCAAUUGCUAUCGAGCGAAGGGUAACCAACAUCUUUGCAAUAUGUUACAUGGAAGUGUUUCAUAAGAUGAAAAUAAAUGUUGCAUAGGAGCAUGAUAAUGGUCCCACGUGCUUUGUCGCACUACGAAGUGGUUUAUUCUUGAGCAACUUGCCCCUGAAUUACAUGUUUUUUGUAAUUAAAUGAAUUGGAGUUGGUUUACAGCACACAUUGUACAUAGGGAAUGGUUUACUUCAUUUGACAGUGACAUGUUAAUAUAUGACUCUGUGUACUGUUGUACUGUACUUGAGCUGAAAAAUAGAUGUGAUUGGUUAAUUACUCUCGACAAUGUACAAUGCAAGCUGGAAUUGUAUGUACCUACAUUUUGAAAUACAGUAUUGUUACAUGAACCUUCUUUCAUUACAAAUUCAUGUGUUGCUGUAGUUGUUUCAUUUU